AUGGAUCUCAUGAUAUGUUCGAUGUGCGGUGCUCAACACGACACACGAUCAGCCAAGUCGUGCAAGGUAUGCGAUGAUCCGCGACAAUAUAUCCCUCCAGAAGGCUAUUUCCUGGCCCUCCCUGGCUGUGAAUGCAGGCAAUCAUGGACAACGCUCCGCGAGCUGCAACGGUCCCAAAAAUACCACAACCAGUUCCGCAUGAACAAAAAUCACUCCGGCCUCAUUAGCAUCUACACCGUGCCGCAGGUAGCCAUUGGCCAGCGUGCCAUUCUCUGCUGCACAUCCGCCGGCAACGUGCUCUGGGAUUGCAUCACUUACAUCGACGAUGAGACCGUCCGCCGCAUCAACGAGCUUGGCGGCAUCGAGGCAAUCGUCAUCUCGCAUCCGCACUUCUACUCUACCUCCGUUCAUUGGGCGGAGACAUUUGGUUGUCCCGUCUACACAUCCGCUGAGGACCAAGAGUGGCUGAUGCGACGGGCUCCGGUAACGAAAACAAUCUCUGCUGCACAAAGCAAAGACGGCCCGGAGAAGUUUACUGGAAUCGGUUUGUGGGAAGGCGGUCAUUUCCCUGGAAGCUCUGUGCUGUUGUGGAAGGAGACGAAGAAGCUGCUUGUGGCGGAUAGUGUCAUGGUGGUACCCAGCGGAGUGUACCAUGUUGACCGACUCCCGGGCACCACGUCUUUCACAUUCAUGUGGUCGUAUCCGAAUUUUAUCCCACUUCCCCCAGACGACGUAUAUGGGAUCUGGAAAGCGAUCGCAGACCUCUCCUUCGACGACACGCAUGGAGCCUUUUGGGGACGCGAUACGAUCGGUCAGAGCAAAAAACGGCUUCUGGAAAGUGCCCAGAUCUACGUAAAGUCCACGGGAUACGCAGAUCAUGCGAUUCAUCAGGUGAAGAUCGAGGGAUAG
Messenger RNA from Histoplasma mississippiense, 909 nucleotides. RefSeq lists its product as hypothetical. Lineage: Eukaryota; Fungi; Ascomycota; Eurotiomycetes; Onygenales; Ajellomycetaceae. The coding region runs from base 1 to 909 and encodes 302 amino acids. The record is from RefSeq and is a predicted model, not a curated record. The transcript has 4 exons.